Molecule: messenger RNA, 378 nt
Organism: Mitosporidium daphniae
Lineage: Eukaryota; Fungi; Microsporidia
Product: Brg1-associated factor b
Exons: 2
Coding region: 1-378 (125 amino acids)
Biological process (GO): regulation of transcription by RNA polymerase II
Cellular component (GO): NuA4 histone acetyltransferase complex; SWI/SNF complex
Molecular function (GO): chromatin binding
Source: RefSeq, a predicted model, not a curated record
AUGGAAGGCUUUUUCGAAAGCGAUUCUGCCGGCUUGGAGGGCACUGCCGAAUGCUCGCUUCCAGAGCUUGUUCAAAAAUCGAUCAUGAAAUGCGAUAUUGAAAUCAGAGCACUUUUGUGCAACCAAAUACUUGUUACCGGCGGAACUUCGCAGGUUCCCGGCUUUAUUGAUAGACUUAGCAUCGAGUUAUCCAGACUAAUGCCCACGGUUUUGUCUCCGUCGUCCAGCUAUGAAAAAAGAUUUGCCCCGUGGAUUGGUGGUUCGAUUUUGGCGUCGCUCCCUGCGUUUCACAAGCUAUGGAUCAUCAAAAAGGAGGUCGAAAGACACGGCAUCUCGAUCAUCGAAAAAAAGUCCAAUUUAAAUUCCAAUUUGUCGUGA